CACAUAAUGGCGGACGAGAUGAGAUUCGAGGUGAUUUACUUGUAACUCAAAUAUGCUUCAAACUGUAUGGGAUUUCUAUGUCACGACGUCAAUAUAACAUACUCGACAAGGUCAUAAGGUUGUGCGAAAGUCGUGGAUUUUCAGUGGAGUCGCGCAUCGAAAACUCGCCCACAGCUUAUUACAGAUACCAGUUUGGACCACUUGGUACUGAGCUGAGGCGUAACUUGAGAAAUGCUUGGUGGCAUGAUGUAGUUAGAUCAAAGGGUAAGGUUUAUGGUUUUGAAUCAGCAAGUGAAUUAGUAACGCAUGUUUCAGAGGACAAAACUCUUGGUACCAAUAAGGAAGAAUCAACAGCUGCGACUGAAGAGGAAACGCCUAGGAGAGAUGAUUUUGAUCCAUUGAGUAAUAUUUUUCUCCAAUAUAUGACUCAUUUACUCGGAAUCUUUCCUGGAAUUGAAGUACCUUUUGGCACUGCGUGGAGCAGAAAGUACUUUGAAAGGCCAGACAAUGAUCAUUAUAUUUUCAGGUCUCAUGAGAGGGAAAUCAUGUCGCUAGAGUUCUUUUGUGCUGAAAAUAGAGUAAAAGAUUGGACAAAUCAUUGGAAAAGACAGAGACUUUUGUGGUGGAGAAAAUUUGCAAAAAUUCGCUCUAAUUACAGUCUUUUUGAAGAACAGACAGAAUUAGAAACUGGCCCAUACAGUAAAACCUUAGUAAAGUUUAUGUUUCCAUGGGGCCAAGAAUCAGUUGAUUCUAUUACUGUCAGGUCGGACCUACACAAGUACAUAGCAACUGAUGAGUUCAGAGGACUACCAUUUGACAAGAAAUCAAUACCUCAUGUAAUCCAGGUCAAAACUGAUCUUAACAGAGGAUUUCUUGCUUAUCUGAUGGAUGCAUAUUCAGAAAAGGAAAGAUCUGAUUCAAGUGGAAAAGUUAGUCUCUGCACAGUUCUUCAUUUACAUCCCCAGUUGGCCCCUGUAAAAGUUGCAGUUCUUUCUCAAUAUCCACAACAUAAUGAGCUCUGUGAAAUAGCUCACCAGUUGUCAUCAGAGCUUCGAGAGGCAGGAAUCACCACUCAGUGUUCCCUUCACGCCAGUGCAAAUGAGUGUUAUGCUUAUCAGGACGAGAUAGGAACCCCUUACUGUAUAACAAUACUUGAUACCAUACUCACCAAUGGCGUUGUGGCGUUCAGAAGUAGAAACACGACUCUUCAAGAGUACGUUCACAUAUCAGAGGCAUUACACACUGUCAAAUCGCACCUUGGAUUUAAUGAAUAAAUUGAAUUCCCACCGGA
This is a messenger RNA of Stylophora pistillata, 1291 nucleotides long. RefSeq names its product DNA polymerase subunit gamma-2, mitochondrial. Gene Ontology annotation, biological process: mitochondrial DNA replication. The record is from RefSeq and is a predicted model, not a curated record. Gene Ontology annotation, cellular component: mitochondrion; cytoplasm. Lineage: Eukaryota; Metazoa; Cnidaria; Anthozoa; Scleractinia; Pocilloporidae.